UUUGUUGUAGGUGAACUGCUCCUGUUUUCCAGUGUGAUUGUCCUGCUCCAGGUGGUACGCAGCUGCCCGGACAAGUGUUACUGUCAGUCAUCUACAAAUUUUGUAGACUGCAGCCAGCAGGGUCUGGCCGAAAUCCCUUCCCAUUUACCUCCUCAGACUCGAACGCUGCAUUUACAAGAUAAUCAGAUACACCAUCUUCCUGCUUUUGCAUUUAGGUCAGUGCCAUGGCUCAUGACCUUAAACUUGUCCAACAAUUCCCUUUCAAAUCUGGCCCCUGGAGCUUUCCAUGGGCUUCAGCACUUGCAGGUUUUAAAUCUAACCCAGAAUUCACUCCUUUCCCUGGAAAGCAGACUUUUCCAUUCCCUCCCUCAGCUGAGGGAGCUUGAUUUGUCAUCAAACAACAUAAGCCACCUUCCCACAUCCUUGGGAGAGACUUGGGAGAACCUAACUAUACUUGCAGUUCAACAAAACCAGCUUCAGCAGCUUGAUCGAGCACUCCUGGAAUCCAUGCCCAGUGUGAGGCUUUUACUUCUCAAGGACAACCUCUGGAAAUGCAAUUGCCACUUGCUCGGUCUUAAACUCUGGCUGGAGAAAUUUGUCUAUAAAGGGGGAAAAACAGACGGCAUCAUCUGUGAAUCACCAGACACCUGGAAGGGAAAGGACCUCCUUAGGAUCCCUCAUGAGCUGUACCAGCCCUGCCCUCUUCCUGCUCCUGAUCCAGUGUCCUCGCAGGCUCAGUGGCCCGGCUCUGCCCACGGUGUGGUCCUGAGGCCUCCUGAGAACCACAACGCGGGGGAGCGAGAACUCUUGGAGUGCGAGCUCAAACCCAAGCCAAGGCCGGCCAAUCUGCGUCAUGCCAUUGCCACUGUCAUCAUCACUGGCGUUGUGUGUGGGAUUGUGUGUCUCAUGAUGUUGGCAGCUGCCAUCUAUGGCUGCACCUAUGCGGCAAUCACAGCGCAGUACCAUGGGGGACCCUUGGCUCAAACCAAUGAUCCUGGGAAGGUGGAAGAAAAAGAGCGAUUUGACAGCUCACCAGCCUGAGAGCUUUUGUCUCAAAUAGGAUUGGUCAUUGCAGGCCAGAAGAUAGCGUCUGAGUAGGGCUGAUGUGUUUCCUGUUAGUCUGAUUUUGCUUUUGCCAAAAGACAAAAAAAAAAAAAAAAGAAAAAAAAAAAAGAUGUGUCUGUAAAAAAUAUUUCUGGGGAGGAAUUUAUGUUGCGAUCUUUAAAAUACUAUAGGUAAAAUAAAGAUGAUACUUGUGCUCUGGGCCUGGGAAGUUAUUACAAUGAUUCUAUGUGGGGGUAAGACACACACAGAGAAAGGGAAGAUGCCAUCUCUUCCAGGUACUCUUCUGUGGAUUAAGUUCCUUUUACAAAGCAACAGAAAUUCAAACACACAUGCCAAUCAGCAUUCCUGGGAGCUUUAUGGUCCACUGGAAAACUGCCCAAUUUUGAGUGCUUGGGAAGAGGCUGGUGAUCUUACCCGACGGGCAUUGAAUGCCUCUAUAAUUCGAGUUCAUGCUAGAUCAGUGAUACUUUUAGAUGUUGUAUAUGUUAUAAAUUUAGUGGAAGCUGUUGGUUGGGAAUUUCAUAGCUUGCCACAAGAGUCAAAGUCUAUUUCAUUUUCGAAAUCAGAAAACCAUUUGUGGCCUUCUAGGCCUCAGAGGAAGAAGAAGAUUCCAUGUCCGGAUAAUAGGACUCAGGCCCUGAGUCUGGGGAAGUUUUCUGAUGAAAGGUUAAAAAACAUAUAAACAAACACAAAGAGGAUGGGGAGCCAGAAUUUGGGGCAGAUAUUACCAAAAGGCCAUAUCCACCAAGGGAUUGGAACCUUCCAUUUAUAACUCUUACAGCAGGAAUGAAUUUAGGUUGGGCUGAGAGCGAGAUAAUGACUUUUGUGUAUCUGUAUCUGCAUACAUAGCGCACAGAGUGCAUAGAGUUGUACAACCACACCCACACAUAAACAUACUCUGAGCAAUCAGUUUACCCACUAAUGAAAUGCAGCCGUGUCAGGGUGGAAGCCAGCAGCUGUUGUCCACCACCCAGAUUGUCUACUCCCCACACUGGGAUAGGAGUAAGAAGGAAGACUGCAGAGAGUGGGAAUUACCAAGAAACUCAAGAUAGGUGGCGGCAGCUAUCCUCAAUGUUAUUUAGGCCAUGGUUUUAAAAAAUCAGGUGUGGCUGGCUUUACUCCACAGACAUGGUCUUGAAGAGUUGCAUGCAAAGUGAAUUUUUGUAAAUUGAAUCAUCAUUUUAAUGCAGUAGGGGAGCUGGCUAUUUAAAGGAACCUUUCAUGGAAUCUUUCUGUAAUAGAAAUAAUUGGCUCCAGAUUUAUGCAUUUUGUAAAUUUUGCAUUUUCUCAUGCUAGGUUUUCUUAAAGUGGAAUCUACCUGUUCUCUCUCAUGAUGCUCACAGUCACCUGUUAGUAUUAAAAUCAUUUUACACAAGAAGAGAGGACAGAGAAGUUAUGGACAUGUUAAAAGCAGAGAAUGGCAAAUAUAGGGCCAGCUGUCCCUCCAGAGGCCAUGACAGACAUUGCUAAUCAAUCUCAGCACUCUUCCUAGCUCAGCACCACAGAUGCCUUAAGACAGCACUGUAGGCAACCAGAACUAAUCAACUGGAGUUGGUUCAAAGGAUAAAACACAUUUGCUACUCAGGGUACUGGCUCUACAUUCACUCCUUCAGGCCAUGUAAUGAUUGGUUUGGAUCCUAAAUCAGUAGUCCAUUCUCUAACUGAAAUGUGAAUGGAAGGUUCACAUGUGUAUGGGAUAGAUGCAGGGAAACGGGUGAACCUAUCACUUCCUACUGUGCAGGUCUCACACGGAUGCACCUCUAAUAAUCACAGAGACAAUCUACACCUGCCAUGGUGCUUCAUAGCUAGUGUGGGCCCCACACACCCAGAGGCUAAAGAUGGACCACCUUUCUGGAGCAGCAAUUUUGCUAGAUGAUUUUUCUAGGGGACAAAGUUUAAAUUUCGAUGGUAAUUUUUUUCUGAAUAUCGAAAGAAACUGAAAUACCUUAAAUUGUAGAUCAAAGAAAGACCCCAAGGAAAGCCUGCUGACCCAUCAGCUCUGUCCCAGGCCCUGGCACCUCCUCUCCAUGGGCCACUCAGUGGACAUGGCUCAAUAUCCUUCUUUAUGGAUGUAGUGACUACUUUCCAAGUGAAAAAACCUUUCUUUCCAUGGCCCUGGACUGAGGAUGCUUGGCCAAGAAGGCAGUGUGAGAAAGGAAUUAUACGUUUUUAUACCUUGUCCCAGUUUCACCAAAUGUUUCCAGAGCUCACACCGUGUACCGUGUACCAGACAUAGUGCAAGGCGUUCUUGUGUAAUCCUGACACCCACCGCAUGAGCCACUUGAACGGAUAUUACAUUAGCUGAGAGCUACUGAGGUCAAUAACGCAUGCUUCAUUUUAAUGCAGUGAUUUCAGUCAGCAAGUGCACUGGGCCCUGCCAGAGGUUUGGUGACAGUGGAGGUCAACCCAGUCCCCCUACCCACAGAGAUUACAUGAGGGAGUUUCUGAUCCACCACAGAAAACCCUGAACGUGACUAGAAUCCUUGCUUGUCAACACUUAUAUCCUUUUAGAUUUCUAAGUACAGAUGAUAACUCAGGCAAACAGACUUCCUGCUUUAUGGGCAGUCUUUAAGGAAAAUGAUUAAAAUGAUGCAUACUUAUAUUCAGAUUUCUAUCUUUUGCCUACAGUCACCACAAACAGCAGUUGGCAAUGAAAAUAAUUACUUACCCUGAAAUGUCAACAGCUUCUCAGCACAGAAAAAAAUAUAAAUCAAAUUGUUUAGAUUAACAAAUGCAGAGUUAUCAUUUGUUAAUAUGAGAAAUGAAAUGUUUUAACUGUAAAAAACAUUGCAGAUGAAAGACCCAAUUUGCAGGGUAUUCUGUGAGAACCACAAAUUAUCUUUCACAACCACUAUAGCUCAUGAGGGGUAAUUUGCAAACGCCUCAUAGAUUAUUUUCAGCUGUUUAUUGCUGCUGUCAUAUUCAUAGAUUCCCUUAUAAAAAUGUCCUUCUGUCAUAGAAGACUUGCUGAGGGUACACUGUGGACAAAAAUCACGUUUAGUGUUGAUUGUUUCUGAGAAAACUAAAAAUAUAGUUCUUUCAUCAUAUUUAGUCGAACAGU
Messenger RNA from Pan troglodytes (chimpanzee), 4126 nucleotides. RefSeq names its product leucine rich repeats and transmembrane domains 1 (gene LRTM1). Gene Ontology annotation, biological process: signal transduction. The annotation marks the transcript as partial. Gene Ontology annotation, molecular function: signaling receptor activity; protein binding. The record is from RefSeq and is a predicted model, not a curated record. The transcript has 2 exons. NCBI's taxonomy places the organism in Eukaryota, Metazoa, Chordata, Mammalia, Primates, Hominidae. Gene Ontology annotation, cellular component: plasma membrane.